AAAUCCUUAUUUGAGAAUCGGUCUUUGGUUCAAAUUAGUUCUCAUUAAAAUUUCAAAGUAAAAUCUACCCUCUGCCGUUCCGCCCGCCCUCCAGAUUCCCAACCAAAGCAAAAACCGUAUACAAAAUUGAAGAAAUACCAAUUUAUAUAUAUAUAUAUAUAUGAAAUAUAUAUAUAAAAGUGAAUAGAAUAAAAAGAAACCAUUUGUGCAAAAGUGAAGAGGCUUAGAAGUGAAGUGAGAGAGAUACAAAGUCGAGGAUAAAAAACAUGAGUGUCGAACAACAGAUACAGCCGCAGGACUUUGAUUUCGAUUUCGAACUCGAUCGGGGAUUGGAGGAGGAGGAUUCCAAGGCCAGUACCUCCAAGGUCCUGGAGGAGGACACCUGCUCGUUGCUGGCGGAGGCCAUUGGCACGUGGGAUCAGGGCGCGGGAUGUGUCGGCGAAUUGAGUCGCAAUACUAGUCUCACUACGGUGAGCAGUAGCUUCCCAUUGACCGCCAGGAUCGAGAGCCAUCAUCGCUGGGAUAAUAGCCAGCAGAAGCAGCAACAAUCCUUGGAGUCCUUGGAAUGCUCAGAGUCCUUGGAGUCUGAAUCUUUGAGUCAGGCGAGUGCAGAGAGUCGCUGCAAGUGUCAGCGACAAAAGGAUGACAUUGCGGUUCCGAAAUCAAUCCAAAACCCAAUGCCUUUCCAAUAACUACUUCCAUUACCACUAUCGCAAUUUAAAUUUAUUUUUUUUUUUUGAUUUUUCGGUUUAUAAAUUACAUAACGGAUGGGUUGGAAAAUAAAUUUCGAGUUCUAUUUUGAAACAAUA
Molecule: messenger RNA, 809 nt
Organism: Drosophila ananassae
Lineage: Eukaryota; Metazoa; Arthropoda; Insecta; Diptera; Drosophilidae
Exons: 1
Coding region: 267-692 (141 amino acids)
Source: RefSeq, a predicted model, not a curated record